This is a messenger RNA of Dothidotthia symphoricarpi CBS 119687, 1561 nucleotides long. RefSeq names its product L-galactose dehydrogenase (L-GalDH). The record is from RefSeq and is a predicted model, not a curated record. Gene Ontology annotation, biological process: dehydro-D-arabinono-1,4-lactone biosynthetic process. The coding region runs from base 63 to 1328 and encodes 421 amino acids. NCBI's taxonomy places the organism in Eukaryota, Fungi, Ascomycota, Dothideomycetes, Pleosporales, Dothidotthiaceae. The transcript is spliced from 2 exons. Gene Ontology annotation, molecular function: D-arabinose 1-dehydrogenase [NAD(P)+] activity. Gene Ontology annotation, cellular component: cytosol.
ACUCGUUAGGGAAGGGCCCAAGAGGUUGGGAUCAAGACCAAGCAGUCUCAACAGUCGCAGCAAUGGCUUCCACACAGACUGAACACUCAACGACAGGCACUUUGCCUCCGCCACAAACUCCGAUUCCAUUUACAUUCGCCAAUGGCCAACGCACCCCGCUAUCUUCUAUCCUUCCUCCCCUGGUUUUUGGUACUGCGACCUUCAACCACCAAUACAACAAUGAUCCCUUUGCGCUUGAUACUGUUGGCUUGGUGAACUCGGCACUCACACAUGGCAUCCGCGCUUUCGACACCUCACCGUACUAUGGGCCCUCGGAACAACUACUCGGGGAUGCGCUCGCGACGCCGUCCGUGAAGGAGGCUUUCCCAAGGAACUCGUACAUGAUCUUGACCAAGGUGGGACGAGUAGGAGGGGCGGAAUUUGAUUACAGCAAGGAAUGGGUGCGGCAAAGUAUAAAACGGAGCCUGGAGAGGCUGCAUACAGACUAUCUUGAUUUGGUGUACUGCCACGACGUCGAGUUCGUGAGCCCCGCUGAAGUGCUCGAGGCAGUCAGGGAGCUGCGCAGAAUACGAGACGAGGAAGGCACCAUCCGCUAUGUUGGCAUCUCGGGAUUUCCAAUCGACGUCCUCGGCGACAUGGCGGAAAUGAUUCUACGCGAGACUGGCGAGCCCCUCAACGCCGUGCAAUCGUACGCCAACUUCACCCUGCAGAACCAGACACUCGCUGGUCCCCGUGGCGUACAACGUCUCCGUAAUGCAGGCGUUGAUGUUGUGCCCAACGCGUCUAUCCUAGGCAUGGGCCUCCUCCGUCGACAAGGCGUCCCCGUCGGCGCUCUAGGCGACUUCCACCCCGCACCCUCGGAUCUACGGGCUGCUGUACGCAAAGCGAGUGAUCUCUGCGAUGCUCACGGUGAACGCAUCGAAGUCAUCGCCAUCCGCUUCGCCCUCGAAGCCUGGAUAAAAGCAGGCGCAUUGUGUGGCUCAAAGGGCGAUCCGGCCUCCGGUGUCACUUGGAAACAUGAAUCCAUCGACGAAGUUGGUGGUACGAAAAUCGGCGUCUCGGUCAUCGGUGUGUCGCGCGCGCUUGAGCUCGAGAAGACGAUGCUGGUCUGGCGAUCUAUAGUCGAUGGACUGGAGGGGGGUGAGGACACGGCUGUACAGGCUGGAAGGUGGCAUCGCGCGUGGGAGUGGAGUAGGAAUCGUAGGCUGGCUGUGCAGAUUCUUGCAGAAGGAGUGCAGGACAUCUUGGGCGAGUGGUUUGACUUUGCGUGGCCGAGCCCGGAUCCGGGGUUCGUGAAUCAGAGGAAGAAGGACACGACAGUGGCGUAGGGGGGUGAGACGAGUAGUUGUAAUGGGAUCUUGCCCUCAAAAAUAGAGUUUAGAAUACAGUCGUGCGCUUAACAAGGCAAGUAUUUGAUGUCACUCAGGUGUUUCCCGCCAUCAUGUAUGGUGUCCACGCUCAGCGACUUGAAUGGCCUACACGCUCAUCAACAGAUCAGAUCUCCAGACAAACGACCACAGCGCUAUGACGCUUAGUAACAGUAGUAUUUAUGAAGCACCUC